Nannizzia gypsea CBS 118893 is the source of this 849-nucleotide messenger RNA. RefSeq lists its product as hypothetical. The coding region runs from base 1 to 849 and encodes 282 amino acids. The record is from RefSeq and is a predicted model, not a curated record. The transcript has 2 exons. Lineage: Eukaryota; Fungi; Ascomycota; Eurotiomycetes; Onygenales; Arthrodermataceae.
AUGGAGAGCGCUACUGACCCUUUGCUCUACGAGCUUGAUGCCCGUGGAGACAUAACGCUGACCUUGAACGAGUCAACUCUCGAAUACGAAGAUGAUGAAGACUUCUUCAUGGCACCCGCACUUCCCGCAUCCCCGUAUGAAAUACAAAGAAAGAGGAAGCGCGCUACCUUAGACCUUUCCAGGCGGCUCGAAGGAUUACCUGCUUCCAGCCCACUCGGCCUGAAUUUGACCAUGUACGGGGACGACCAGCCGGCGGAAGACCCGAUCUAUACCCAAGAGCCGCCAGCUAAGGGUGAUGAAGACAAAGAGAGUGUCAUCCAAGAGGACCAUGCAUCCAAGCCUCUUCCUAUCCGGUUUCUGGUGUCCUCCAAACAUCUCACACUGGCAUCUCCGUUGUUUGCGGCGAUGCUGAAACCGACUUGGGCAGAAGGAGCCGCUCUUUAUAGCCAAGGGACCGCAGUGAUACCUGCUCUCAGUAGCAGCCGGGAUAGCCUUCUGCUAUUUCUGAACGUUAUCCAUUGUCGCUCACGGCUUAUUCCUCAGUCUAUCGAUAUUGGCCAGCUAUGUGAAAUCGCCCAACUGGCUGAUUAUUACCAGUCCAACGAUGCCUUUCAAUUCCACUUCGAAACUUGGACUCAAAACAGCGGAAACCAGCCGAGCGAGCUGACCAGGGAUAGUGUUAGAUGGCUCUAUAUCUCGUGGGUACUCAAAAAGAGGGAUUUGUUUACAAGGGUUGCCCGGGUAUUGCACCGUGAGGCAAAGGCUCCGCUCCGGGUGUCCAAGCUGUCUAUCCCAGAUACAGUGAUAGGUGAAGUGAAACGCCCUGUAAUCUUUCCAUAUCAGUGCUGA